Messenger RNA from Colletotrichum lupini, 1968 nucleotides. RefSeq lists its product as uncharacterized. Lineage: Eukaryota; Fungi; Ascomycota; Sordariomycetes; Glomerellales; Glomerellaceae. Gene Ontology annotation, cellular component: nucleus. Gene Ontology annotation, molecular function: transcription cis-regulatory region binding; DNA-binding transcription factor activity, RNA polymerase II-specific; zinc ion binding. The transcript is spliced from 4 exons. Bases 1 to 1968 code for a protein of 655 amino acids. The record is from RefSeq and is a predicted model, not a curated record. Gene Ontology annotation, biological process: positive regulation of transcription by RNA polymerase II.
AUGCAGCUCAUCAAACUCCACGGACAAGUCCCGACAUCCAACUUCUUUGCAACCGAGUGCGAAGGGUCGGCGACGCUCCGCUGCUUCGCACAACUCGGAAAUAGCUGUGACAGCUCGCACUCCGCCUGCCAUGACCUCAUGGAUGGAAGACGAGCUGCAUCCGCGCCUCCCAAGAAGCGCGUCAGAAAGCCUCGGGGCCGUGGUCUACGCACCAAAACGGGCUGCUUGACUUGUCGUGAGCGACACAAAAAAUGCGACGAACAGCAACCUGUCUGUGGGCCGUGCAGCAUCUCGUCUCGUCACUGCGUCUUCCCCCGUCUAUCUCAGGACGCGGGCAGAAGAGCAAGCCCAGCUGCUUCACAUAACGACCGCCCGACCGCGCGUCUCGGAGACGAUGGCAGUCAUUCCCGGGUUGAUGAGCUCCCACAAUCGAUCGGCUCGACAGGGUCCAUCAGCCUCGAGUCGCAGACGUCGAUGCAGCACGUCUCCCAGCCUCCCGGGACGUAUGACGCAGCCCAUGCGCCCUACGUGAGCCAGCCACGCGUAUCGGCGGGAGUGACGUUCGGCGACGUGUACAGCUACUCUCCCGAGACCGUCGCAUCCGAGCUUUGGACCACCGAUCUCGCCUCGACGCGAUGGCUCGGCCUGCUCGCCACCGACGCGGCGCAGGCAGACAGCGGCUUCUCUCUCGCCCCGCCCCGGAGGAUGAGGGGGGGCGGCGGGCGGCGGACCUGCAUGGCCCGCCCGAUGCGACCAAUCUCGAAGCGGAAGACUUGGCAGGCGGAUCGGGAUAUCACGCUGUCCAACCGGGAGGCUGUACUCUUUCGUCACUUUACGGAACGAUCGGCUCGUUGGUUGGACUUCUUGGAUCCGCAGAAGCUCUUCUCCACCUAUGCAGUUCGGCUGGCUUUGAGAAAUGCAGGUCUCAUGAAUGCAAUCUUGGCAUUGUCGGCCAAACACCUCUCAAAACUGGAAGGAGGAGGCCACCGGAACUCCAACGUGAGCAAUGGAGACACGGAGGAGGAUUCCGGCGGAGAAUGGGUUCGAUACUAUUACGAAACCCUCCGCUAUGUACAAGAGGCAUUAACGUAUACCAGCUAUACUGCUUCAGAAGAGCUCAAUGCCACGGCAAUUGUGAUCUCAGCGUACGAGAUGCUGGACGAAUCAGAUGGCAGAGGCAACUGGCAACGGCACCUGAAGGGCGUCUUCUGGAUUCAACGAUCUCAAGACGUCAACGGGGCCUCCGGCGGACUGCGACAAGCAGUCUGGUGGGCUUGGCUCCGCCAGGAUAUAUGGGCUGCUUUUCGGGAGAAGAGGCGUUGCCUGAGCUUCUGGGCUGCGGACAAAGACUUUUGUGAGCUUGAUCCGCACGGUCUAGCCGACAGAGCCAUUUACCUGCUCUCGCGAGCCGUCAACUACUGCGCCUACUCUCGACUGAUGGAGUCAUCGUCUUUGACCGAGGUUUCGGCUUCGGGGAACAGGGCGAGGGCUGGGAGCGAAAUGCUAGCUGAGAUGGAGCGAUGGAAGUCGUUUCUGGGGACCGAGUUUAAACCCCUCCCAACUUCAGCAAGUCCGUCCAAUGUCUUCAAGCCGCUUUGGAUCCACCCACCCCAAUUUGGAGUUGCUCUCCAGGCUUACUCAUUCGCAAAGAUACUUGUUCUUCUCCACAAACCAGUAUCAUCCGGGUUUGAUGGGUAUAUGAAGAUGCAACGAUCGCUCUCAGAGGCUGUAGAUACGAUCUGCGGUAUUGCAAUGGAGUUGACAGACGAAGGCUGUCAAUUACUCUCAGCACAGUGUCUGUACGGGGCGGGCUUAUGUGUACAAGACUCGCUAAAGAGAAACACCAUUCUCUCUCUAAUUGAGAGAAGCGAAGGAAGAGUCGGAUGGACGCCGAUGGCGACGUGGCGAGAUGACUUGAGGGAGGCAUGGGCAAAUGCUGAUAGUCAAAGUCCGGAUGUGACGCGUUGA